This is a messenger RNA of Rosa rugosa (rugosa rose), 1814 nucleotides long. RefSeq names its product ubiquitin-NEDD8-like protein RUB2. Gene Ontology annotation, biological process: protein ubiquitination; modification-dependent protein catabolic process. The record is from RefSeq and is a predicted model, not a curated record. Gene Ontology annotation, molecular function: protein tag activity; ubiquitin protein ligase binding. Gene Ontology annotation, cellular component: cytoplasm; nucleus. Bases 1051 to 1467 code for a protein of 138 amino acids. NCBI's taxonomy places the organism in Eukaryota, Viridiplantae, Streptophyta, Magnoliopsida, Rosales, Rosaceae. The transcript has 5 exons.
CUACCUCCGGGCUAGUUCAACCGUUCUCUUCUUUCUUUCUUUAUUUGCUUUUUGUUAUUGUUUUGUUUAAGAAGAAAGAAUCUUUAUUAAGACAAAAGCUUAGUGUACAUGCAGUGGACAAGUAGUUCACACUAGUUUAGUGUUUGUGUCCUGUGAAAACCUACCUUUGAUACGUAGGAAUUGAUUUGAAUAUCUUGAUUCAAUCACCUAUAUAGCAGUUUCUCCUUAGGGUCAGUGGAAUUAGGUAAUUAGUAUUUUUAAUAAAAAUGUUAAUAAGACUCUUCUCUGGUAAGAUAGGACACAGAUACUACGUUGGGAAUCUUCACUUGUGUUACGAGGCUGAGAGGUAUUCAAAUAUGUUACAUAUAUAGAAAAUUUUUGGCAGGAACUAAUGAAUGUAAAGGCAAGAGAAGUAGCAACCUUUAGGAAAUGUUCAUCCACAUCUCCAACUUAUUAACCUAUUUUUUCUAGCCUUUGGGAAUGCACGCAUCCAUACUAGCUGUUGUCGUGUUGAUAGAUCAGGUAUUGAUGGCCAAACUAUGAUUACCAGAAAUAAGGAACUUCUGGAGAAUGUAUGAAUUUCUUCACUACUUGCGGGGAUUGCUAUAGUAGUUUUGUCUGGUUGAGUUAGAAUUAUUAUUUGAGAUAAUUCUCUGCAAGAAACGAAUAGGAAGUUAGGAACUACAAGUUUGUACGUUGGUGUUUCUUCUAGUUUUAUAUGUAUGUAUGUUCUUACUCAAUGAUCAAAGCCCCUUAGACAGUCAUCGUCAAUGGCGGUCUCCGAGGAAGAGUGCUCCUCCGCCAACUCCAGAUCAUCCUCGUCCUCCCACCUCCAGCAGCUCUCACUACCUCUCCAAGUGCCUCCUCCGUGGCACCGCCAUUCUUCAGGUCCUAAACGGUCACAUCCGCUUCCCCAACUCCCACGACAUUGUUUUUGGCAAGGAGAAAUUGAUAACUGGUUCUCUCUUUCUGCAACGAAAUGCACAGGUUUUUUCCUGUGACACAAGUUCAACUUUCUAAUCCUGGAAACCAAGGAAUCAGCUUGCAAGAAUGCUAGCCAUUGAUUCAAGCCAUGUAAUAUACCCUUGUUUUCAGGAUAAGGAAGGCAUCCCACCUGAUCAGCAGAGAUUGAUUUUUGCCGGUAAGCAAUUGGAAGAAGGCAGAACUCUUGCAGAUUAUAACAUCCAAAAGGAGUCAACUCUUCACCUGGUUUUGAGGCUGAGGGGAGGAACUAUGACUAAGGUGAAUGCUCUUACCGGGAAAGAAAUUGAGAUUGAUAUUGAACCGACUGACACCAUUGACCGAAUGAAGGAAAAGGUUGAGGAGAAAGAGGGAAUUCCUCCGGUGCAACAAAGGCUGAUUUAUGCUGGCAAGCAGCUUGGAGAUGACAAAACUGCUAAAGACUACAACAUUGAGGGUGGCUCUGUCUUUCAUCUAGUGCUUGCACUACGUGGUGGUAGUCUAUAAAUUGUAUCGUAGUAUUGUAUCUAUGAUUGAUUCAGGCGAACUCUUUUGUGAAGGCUUUACCGAGUCUUGAUUCUCCAGAACAUUUGAGUUGCAUGACUAGUGGGUUACUAUGGACAUAAGUAUUGGUGUUACAUGUUGCACUUUACCUUUCUGCUCUGUUAUGUUCAAGGUAAUGUCCUGUUGCUUUUACUUUUUACAAGAAAAUUUUAUCAAUCCUGAUUACAAUUGUUUUUUGCUUGUGGAUGAUCUGUAAAACUCGGUGACAUGUACUCCAUAUGCUACUCAUGUGUCUGGAAAUUAGAUGAAGUAUUACCGUUCAGAAGGAAUGUGAUAAUUUCUCAAAGUAA